AUGAAUCUUGACGAUGAUGCGACGAUAAUUGUUGCUCAGACUUCCUUGAAUGAAUUUCAGAUGAAGAGUUUAGCUGGUUAUGAUAAUUGGGUUCGGGUUGAGACUUUUGGUUUCAAUGGAGGUAUUUGGAUUUUAUGGUCAGAAAUAUUUUUUAAGUGGACGCUUGUGUCGAUGGAUCCGCAAUUUGUUACAUGCAAUGUGUUACUUGAUAAUGGGGACUCGUUGUUAGUAAGUUUUAUGUAUGCCAACCCUGACAUUAGUUUACGAAGACGUUUGUGGCAUUCGGUUUGGGGUUUCAAUGGAAGUGAGAAGAGUUGGUUACUGUUAGGCGAUUUCAAUUCUUUUGCGAGCGCGGUUGAUCAAACUGGCUAUGUUAAUGUUGACAGUGCUGGGGCUAGUGAUUUUCGACAAUGGAUUUUUGAUAACUCACUUAUUGAUUUGGGUUUUAAAGGUACUCCUUUUACUUGGAGUAAGGGUGGUAUUAAUUCUUCUUAUAAAGCUGUUCGAUUGGACCAUUGCUUGUGUACUGAGAUUUGGCAUACGAUAUUUUCUAGAGUUACAGUUAUUAAUGCUCCAAAGUUGCAUUCUGAUCAUUGUCCUAUUUUUAUGAAUUGCUUUGGAGUUACAAAUUCUUCUGUUCGUCGUUUUCAUUUUCAAACAGCUUGGACAGCUCGCAAAGAUUUUAUUGAUGAAGAAUUAUAUUGGUUUCAACAAUCUAGUGAGGACUGGAUUGUUUUUGGUGAGAGAAAUACUAGGUUUUACCAUCUUUCUACUGUGAUUAAACGCAAGAAGCAGCAAUUUCUCAAGUUGAAAAAUGGGAACAAUGUGUGGAUUGAAGAUUCUAGUCAACUUAAAGAGCUUUCUCGUGGUUACUAUCAGGAGCUGUAUUCAAAAGAUUUGGCAAUUGACUGUAGCCAUUUCGUUAGACCUGAUGGGCAUACUCUUUCUUCUUCUCAACGGGUGCUUCUGCAUCGUUCUUUCUCUCAUGAUGAAGUGUAUGAUGCUUUGCGCCUUAUGUCUCCUUACAAGGCUUCAGGAACCGACAAUCUACAAGCAUUCAGACCAAUUAGCUUAUGUAACGUGAUCUACAAGCUUGUAACAAAAGUGUUGGUUAACAAACUGAAAGAUGUUUUGAGCUCUCUCAUUGGACCUGAACAAAGUAGCUUUGUUCCUGGUCGACAAAUUAUUAAUAACAUUGUGGUGUUUCAAGAAGUUUUGCACACUAUGAGAACUUCUAAGUGA
Manihot esculenta (cassava) is the source of this 1242-nucleotide messenger RNA. RefSeq lists its product as uncharacterized. The coding region runs from base 1 to 1242 and encodes 413 amino acids. The record is from RefSeq and is a predicted model, not a curated record. The transcript has 4 exons. Lineage: Eukaryota; Viridiplantae; Streptophyta; Magnoliopsida; Malpighiales; Euphorbiaceae.